AUGUCGACCACCGUCCCAGUCGUCGCCAAGUCGAAGUCCAAGUCGGCGUCGGGUUCUCGAUCGGGGUCGGUCUCGGCUUCGGGUAGACCUUCUCGGGCUGGGUCGUCGGCUUCGUUGUCGGCUAAGGGUACUGUUUCUCAUUACUAUGAUUCUGCUGGAGCGGGCGAUUGGUCUGGUUCUGAGACAUCUGGGUCUGGGUCAGUAUCUGGGGCUGAGGUCUCGUUUCAGCAGCGCGGUUCUUUCCCGGAGGCGGGUUUGACUGUGUCGAGCGAGACUGUCUUGCCUGGGUUUGGAUCUCGUGUUCCGCUUUCGAACUCCGCGCCUAGCUCCUUGGCUGAUUAUCCCGCUGUUUCGGAGGCGCUUUUUGAUUCUGCGUACUCCCUCGUCCCUUCGUCGUCGGCGGUUUCAGAUGCCCAGCUUGUGCAGGCGUUGUCGUCGGUUAGUCCGCUCGAAGGGGCAAACCCCUUUGAAUUCCCGCUGGACCCUGCGCUGGCGUUGGGGGAUAUCGGGUUGGGUUCUUUGGAUGAUGUGAAUAUGAGCAUGGAUGUGGAAUUGCCACCUGUUGAAGAGGGCUUUCAUGUUGAGGAUUGGUCGAGGUAUAUGUGGUCGCCAGAGACUGGGUUUGAACAUCUAGAUAUGGGCAUUACUCCUGUGCUUCGAUAA
This is a messenger RNA of Penicillium arizonense, 663 nucleotides long. RefSeq lists its product as uncharacterized. NCBI's taxonomy places the organism in Eukaryota, Fungi, Ascomycota, Eurotiomycetes, Eurotiales, Aspergillaceae. The record is from RefSeq and is a predicted model, not a curated record. The transcript has a single exon. The coding region runs from base 1 to 663 and encodes 220 amino acids.